Messenger RNA from Anisakis simplex (herring worm), 1200 nucleotides. The record is from the annotation of a GenBank genome assembly. NCBI's taxonomy places the organism in Eukaryota, Metazoa, Nematoda, Chromadorea, Rhabditida, Anisakidae.
AUGACUACUGAAAUUCGUUGUAAACUGGAUAGCCUGAUGCAUGUCCUGUUUCCGAAGAAUUGCUUCGAGGAAAUGGUCAUCAAAUUCAACGUCUUCCAUCCUGAAUGCGCAUCGUUGGUGUUAUCCCGUAUGCUGGGAACGGGUAUAACAGUGGCUUCAUUAAUGUUAUUUAUACCGCAAAUCAUUAAGAUUCACAUGGCUCGUUCGGGUGCUGGUAUCUCACUUUCAGCUCAGUUAUUAGGAUUGUUAUCCUGUUUUGCAACUGCUGCCUACAGUUACACCAAUAAUUUCUGGGGUGAUACGUUAUUCGUUGCAAUCCAAAUGGUCAUAAUCGUGAUGCAAAUCCUCUACUUCUCGUCGUUAUCUGCAUACGCGUUCGCAUUUUUUGCUUUCUGUUGGGCAGCAACAUUUGCUGUCAUUGGUGAUUACAUACCGUUUGCCGUUUUAUACGCUCUUCAAGCCAUCACCAUUCCACUGGUGGUUGCCUCAAAGUUUCUACAAAUUCUGUCGAGCUAUAAAGAAGGAAGUACCGGUCAGCUGUCACUAAUCUCAGUAGCUCUUCAAUUCUGUGGUUGUCUCGCGAGAGUAUUCACAUCUGUUAAAGAAACUGGUGAUUCUCUUGUUAUUGUUACGUAUGUGGUGUCGUCGAUCAUGAAUGCAUUACCAAGACUUGUAUACGUUCGUGUGGUUGAUUACUGGAAGAAUGUCGCGAAUGAUUAUAAAACAGUUUUGGUUGACUUGUUUGAGGAAGCAAAACAAAAACCUCUGAAGAGCACUGUUUUUGGAUUAGCAUUUGGUGUGUUCGCGUACGCGUAUAAAACGAAUCCAUCUGAAAGGGAUAUGCUGAACGCAUUAACAGAACGUCGACAACAAAUGAUUCUGAUACCGAAUUCAAUUCAUAAUCGUGCAACAGAUCGGGAAAUCGCUUCGAGAACAUUAUAUCUUGAUCAGCACCGACUUGAACAUAUCGACUGUUUCUUCUUUUCACUCGCCGUCAGACGACCGCAUGAUCGAUUUGUUCAACUGUAUUUAAAUCAAGAUGUGAAUUUACAAGAUUCUUGGUGGAAAGAGUUAUGGAAGAAUACAAUCGAUGUGGGUGCUUUUGGUCGAUGGUACUCGUUGAACAGAGCAUUUCAGAAUUACGACAUUAACGAUGAAGAAUUCAAUGAAAAUGAUCAAAUUCAAGUGGAAAAUUCAUGA